AUGAUGUUACCAAUACUAAAGAUUUAUAUAUUACUUAUAUUUGUGAAUAUCUUGUUGUAUACCGUGAACGGUGGCUCUGAAGAUGAAGCGGUAGCCCCGGAGGUACCCGAAUGUAAAUACCCAAAAAAGGACGGCGUGGCCACCUGUCCCAACGUGACCACAGGUGGGGCCAUACCUAAGCUCAUGCAAUGCGCCAACAAAAUGAAACACGACUUCAUGGGCUUUUGUAAAAAUCCACCGUCUGAGCAACUGUUAGACAAACUGCGGGAACAGUGUCUGGAGGUGUGUAUCCUUCCCUGUCUUCCCACGGAUAUGAUGAACGUAGGGCUGGGAGACUGCGAUAUCGAUGUCACAGGGAUGGAGCUCUCGAUGGAUAUGUUUUGCGAUAAGAAAAAACAAAAACUGGGUAAAUCAUGUGCGGCCAGUCUGUUCAAGAAGCAUAAGAACGAAUACAUGGAUUUAUUCAAUAAGAAGAUUCACAUGAUUUGCAAACUUUGUUUCAGUUUUUAU
Molecule: messenger RNA, 510 nt
Organism: Oppiella nova
Lineage: Eukaryota; Metazoa; Arthropoda; Arachnida; Sarcoptiformes; Oppiidae
Source: the annotation of a GenBank genome assembly